Metopolophium dirhodum (rose-grain aphid) is the source of this 2553-nucleotide messenger RNA. RefSeq names its product ring canal kelch homolog. The record is from RefSeq and is a predicted model, not a curated record. NCBI's taxonomy places the organism in Eukaryota, Metazoa, Arthropoda, Insecta, Hemiptera, Aphididae. The transcript is spliced from 11 exons. Bases 613 to 2409 code for a protein of 598 amino acids. Gene Ontology annotation, molecular function: protein binding.
UUUUUCAUAUUCUCUGUCUUUGGACACGAUUUAUCGACUACUAUUAUUAUUGCUAUCGGUGUAUUGUUUUUUCUCUAUAAUCGCUAUUAUUCGGCCAACGCCUUUUUUGUUCUUAUUACUAUUAUAAUGUUGCGUUUUUUGGUCCGCUAUUCAAGCGAUUAUAAUUUUGUAUUUUGUGAUCCGCCAAUAUAGCGAUCUGUACUAAUUUUAUGUGUGAUCGGCUAAUAAAGCGAGCACAACAAUUAUUAUCAUUAUAAUUUAAGUUAUUCGAAUUAUUUAUAUUAUUAUUUUAUGGUGCACACGGUUGCCUACUAUUAUUACUAUUCUUAUUAUUAUAUUGUGUGUUGGUAUUAAACCUGAGGUACCUCAAUAAAAAUACGAUCUCCAAAGCUGAAAUCGUAAGUCUUUAUUAUUAUUAUUAUUAUUAUCGCCGUCGAACUUGCGGCUGAAUAUUACCAUCAUCGGUGUCAAGCGAUUCUUCCGCGUAAACCAGCCAGCAACAUACGUUGUGUGAGAGGACGCCCACCUCUUCCAGGUUCAUCGAAAUCAACACUGUCGUUUAUGGUCAACGUUGGGUCUGGUCGAGUCUACAGUUGUAUAUCCAAAAGAUAAAUGGAAUCCGUAAAACAUGUUAUACCAUGGACAAGUAGACUAAAGAAAGUUCUGAAAUCCAAUGGAUGUAAAUCUACAAUAUAUACAAACAGCUGUGAUACUCACAGUUUCUUUGAAUUCCUACAAUGUUUACGAAAUGAAGAAAAGUUAUGUGAUAUAAAGUUAGAAACAGAUGACGGUGUAAUUGUGUGUGCACAUAAAGUUGUAUUAGUUUCAGUUUGUCCAUAUUUCCGUACAAUGAUCACCAGUUUUGCCGAAGGGGAUAAAUAUGUUGUAAACAUAAGAGAUAUUGAUUCUAACAUUUUACAACUGUUGAUUGAUUUUAUUUAUACUGGCAAAAUAAUGGUGACCGAACAAAACGUAAUGGGUUUGUUACCAGCUGCUAAACUCUUACAGUUGGAUUAUGUAAAAGGCGUAUGUGUUGAGUUUUUACAAAAACAAUUGAACACUUCAAAUUGUCUUGGUAUCAAAGAAUUUGCUGAAUUUUACAACUGUUCGGACUUGUUGUCCAGCUCUGAAGAAUACAUAAAAACACAUUUUUUAAAAGUUGUUGAAGUUGACGAAUUUCUAUCUCUGUCUACUGAAGAAGUGAUUAAUCUAAUCUCCCGUGAUGACAUUAACGUUCCAUUUGAAGAAAAAAUAUUUGAAUGUGUUAUCAAUUGGGUAAAACAUGAAUUAGAUUGUAGAUAUGACAGUUUGUCUAAAUUAAUGGAACAUGUUCGUUUAUCAUUAGCACCCGAAGAGUGUAUAAUAUCAAAAAAUAUAGCGGAUGAACCUCUUAUUAAAAAUAAUCCUAAAUGUGAAGAUUUUGUCAUCGAAGCUUUAAAUUUUCAUUUUAUCGUAAAGAAAUUUCCGCACAUUACCAUGCCACAAACAAUUCGUAAUUCACCUAGACAGACUGGACUUAAAUUUCUUCUUGCCAUGUGUGAUCCAUCAGGAAUAGGGAAGUGUUAUACAAGCUGGUAUGAUCCAGUAACCAAACUAUUGCAUAAAACAAAAAAAAUGAAUAUGGAGUGUGAAUUAUGCGGUCUAGCCUUAAUAAAAGAUCAUUUAGUUUUUGCCUUGGGUUAUAAUUAUUUUCACUCAAGAUCAAUUGAAAUGCUUGACUUAUCUUCGCAAUCACCUCAUUGGAAACCAACAGUUGACAUGUUGGUCGAUCGAAAUCGUUUUGGAGUUGGUGUCUUGGAUGAUCGUAUAUAUGCUGUGGGCGGAGACAUUAUUGGCGAUUCUCAGUUAAAUAGUGCAGAGGUUUUUGACGUGAGUGUUCAAGAAUGGCGAUUGAUAUCUAGUCGUAUGUCUACUGGGAGAAUUAACCCCGGUGUUGGAGUACUCGAUAAUCUUUUAUACGCGGUAGGUGGUUAUAAAUACCCAUUUUCUUUGAAAUCUGUUGAAUGUUAUGAUCCCAGCCUUAACACGUGGACACCAGUCACACAAAUGUCUACAAGUCGUAGAGCCCCGGGUAUAGGAGUCUUAGAUGGUAAAAUGUAUGCUAUUGGUGGUGACUGUCAGGACGAUGGUAGUUCAGUGGCUCUUAAAAGUGUUGAGGCAUAUACCCCAAUUGAUAAAGUUUGGUCAUUUAUACCUGAUAUGCACUUUUGCCGAGUCGCUCCAAUAGUUAUCACAUUUAAUGGAUUGUUGUAUGUCAUUGGUGGAUUUGAUGGAUCUACUAAUUUGGAUUCUGUAGAAAUAUACGACACAAAAAACAACACGUGGACUAUGGAACCAUUUCCAACAAGUGUAAAUGGAAUUUAUGGUGCAGUAGUCAUUAAUUUGCCAUCACAUUUGAGAAAUGAUUAACUUAUACAUAAUAUGCUAAGCUCACUGUCGGUUGUUGUAUAUUAUAUUCCUAUUAGUUUAUAAUGCAUGAACACAAGAACACAUGUUAAGUAUUUUAUACAUUUUUGAUUUUUUGAAUGUUUGAAUAAAAUAGUUUUAAAUAAU